CGGUUGUCAAUAGUUUUCGCAAGAUGUCGUCUAGUCGAGUAGUUACGAACAUAUUUCCAAUUUAGUUUUAAUUUAUUUUCAUAUUUCAUUUAAACUAUUUUCAACGAAAAAUAUUGAAAAACAUAGUUAUAAACGUGAACGACGGUUUUGUGAUGAACGAGAAAGUGUGCAAGUAUAAUUCAAUUAUUUAUCAGCCUUGAAAGUUAGCAGUUGAAAAGUGACAAAGGCAAUAGGGCGCAGCCCCAAUGCCAAAAGUGGGAAAAAUCGAAGUCCACAGAUCAUUAAAAAAAAGAGCAGUAGCAAAUAAGGGCGUAUACAUUUGCAUCGCAGAAAUUUCGUUUCAUCAAUUAAUAAUGUUAAGUGGAAAAUGAUGUUAGAAUGUGUAAAAAUGUAUACGAAAUGUUAGAAUAUAAUGAGAAGUGCCCGUACAGUGUAUUAUAAGCGGAUGAGAUGUGAUAUUUCUUAUCAAUAUAUAUAUAUAUGUUUUUUUCUUUAUGUAAAAUAAAUUGCGACUGAUUAAUACGGUAGUUUUAAGAAAUUAAAAUAAUAAUAAGGCAAUUUCAAGAUGGAUAUGGUUUCUGAAGAGACUGAUAAUAAUUUCGGGUUCCCCGAAGCGGGUACCUGGAACAAUACCAGCCACAUACCGUUGGAAAACAUGAAAAUCGAUGCGCCAAUGAUAUGGCUAUUAUGCUCUCUACUGACAUCUAUAACAUGGGUUACCUAUAUAACAUUUUACAAUUCCCGCCUGGUUGGUGUUUUCAUAACAAAAAUUGUAAAUCGUUGGUUCAUAAAAGGCGCAUACUUUAAGAUUGGCUCAGUAGCAUUGAAUCCAUUGGCGGGGAAAAUCAUGUUUCGUGAUUUCGUCUAUAUAACAUUCGACUACUCAGUGCGCGUACAAGAUGGAUAUUUUAUAUUCCGUUGGUGGCGAUCUUAUGUGCCCAAAGAUGUUUCCGAAGAUCUUUCACAUUCGGACACACGUCUCUCCGUGCAAUUAAAUGGUUUUGAGCUCCACAUAUAUAAUCGCUCUGACCUGUAUGAUCAGCUGGAGAAAACGUUUGGACUUAAGCCAUCACUGCUAAUACCGACGGAUAAUUUAUCUUCCGAAGAGCGCUCCAAACUUAAAGAGCACACCAUGAACAUGGAAAUAGCGCGCCAAAGUAAGCGCGAGAGUGUUAAAAAUUCCGAGGCCAUGAAAGCCACGACUUGGCGCGAUUUAAUACCGGUGAUAAAGAUGGACAUUUGUUCAGGCCGUUUUGUAUUCGGUAAUCGUUUGACACCAACAACUUUAUCAAUUUCGGUGGAAGAGGCGCACUGCACGUACAGCACCAAACCCGCGGUGUGUCGUCUCGAUCAUUUCAUGCAUUUUGUGAAGGCAAAUGUGGAGAAUGCCAAGGUUAUGUUUGCACCCAGUCCAAAGUAUACCGGUUUGGUGGAUGAACCACCGCGUUAUAUGGGCGAAGGUUUUGUCGUUAUGAUGUGCAACCAAAUGGAAUUGUAUUUUUAUAUGGACGAGCCGGGUUUGGUGCCAGAAGAACCAGUCACUAUUAUACUUGCCAAUGGAGAUGUUGUUGAACCCUCGCCACCGGUGUGGGGUAUUAAUAUAAAAUGUUUGAAAGGUACUGAUUUUAGCUAUGGCCCCUGGGCGGAUCGUCAACGUGAUCAUCUCUUCAAGUUUUUCUAUCCACCCGAUUGGCAAGAGAUGGUAGUUACACCGACGCCCAAACCGGGCGAGUUGCGCAGCUACCAAUCAUUCGAUGUCACGCUCUGUGUGCUGAGUGAGGCCACAAUCGAUAUACUCUUCUCCAAAGAUAAAGAAACCAAUGCCAUGCAUAUUACGGUGGGACCAGCCUCCUAUGUGGAAUUGACCAUACCGUGGGUAACACAUGCUGAUGGCUAUACAUCCAAAAUUCAAGGCCAGCUAUUUCAUGUCGAAGCAACCACUUCGCUGCAGUACCGCAGCUUAGCCGAGCUGGAGUCACUCGAGUAUAAAGUGCGUAUACAUUACCCAACGCUUUGGAACGCACCACAAGAUUGGAGCAUCGCUUUAACUGGCUGCAAAGCAACUGCUUUCAUAGUUUACAAACACAAAUGCUUCUUUCAGGAUCUCAUCGAAGAUUGGGCUAGCAAAGCACGACCCGAUAUUUUAGCCUUUGUACCAUACACAUGCAAAUUCAAUAUACUCUUGAAUGAGUUUGAGAUUUUAAUGCUCUGCAAUGAGUACAAUUGGAUCGACUGUUCGAGCGCAAAUCAGGAAAAUAAUCAUUUGGCAUUCUGUGGUGACGUUUUCGAUAUGAGCUUCGCGCUGCCUUUCGACGAUUUUCUGCCCAAAACAGUAACACUGAAAUUUUGGAUACAUGGCGAAGGAUUAGACUUGAGUUUGUAUGUGCCAGAGGUGUCCUCGGUGCGCCCCAUUGUCUUGGCGAUCGAUGAAAAUGCGCGACUUUUGACACGCGGUGGUCGAGUUAAAACCAGACCGGAAUUGUAUACGAAAAAGUGGCGAAAAAUAUGCCAGCGCAGCGCCGGUUGGAUAGACUGUUGGACUGUGCCCAUAGUGGCAUUAUCAAUACAGUAUGUGUACCAUCCAGUGCCACCGUUGGGUCCCGAUCCACAAGCUGAUAUCACUACACCUGAAAAAGAGGAAAUUCUACUGAGCCCCAUGCGCAUACCCAAAAUACGCAAGUCGCCCGUCUCCUCUUGGCAAAAACCCGAGCAACACAAAUUCGAUCCAGCCACCUUAGCUGCCGACCAAGUAACCGUUGAACUGGAGAUCGGUUCUUCGGUGCUCAUGUGUUAUGGCAAUGUGUUGCGUAAUUUCAUAAAUUUGAAGGAGAACAUAUUUGGCGAAGAUCAAAAUUUCACCGACAUGGAGCAGUCAAAUGUUAAUUUGAAGGAGAGCACCUCAACCAGCACAACAGCGAAUCCUAAAGAUCAGCUGCUGUCAAAAGAGAAAGACAUAGCAACGAAGUCUAUUUCGGAGGUGACUGUGCCAGAGGAGAAGCAAAAGCCUUUCGAUCCACGUCUGUAUCGUCCAUUGGAAGUAAUCGUUUCACUAAUCAUACACGACAUACAAGCGCAUGUGAUGAAGAAUUGCAACGAGAACGAUCCGCCGUGUCCAGUUGUUCUGAUUGAACGCUUUGGUUUCGAGAUGAAUAAGCGUUUUCACGAGACAACGCUGCAAGUUUUAGUUAGUCCCGCAUAUUUGAUCACUUCAGAUCUGGUAGUGCGUCCCAAUCGAGAUAAGCACAUAAAUCAGGGCCACUUACUACUCUCCGCAGUGCAGGUACGCGGUCAUGCGAUGUUCAGUAACGAAGGCUGCGCGCUAGACGAAGACACCUUGGAGUAUUCUUGGUUAGUUGAAGUGCAACUGGGAAAAUUAUCGGGAAAACUCACAUUACCACAGCUUUGCAAUAUAGUGGUCGGCUUGGAGACCUUAGUGCUGCUGGCAGUUGAUCCGGAGAAUUGCUUAAAAUCACCCAAAACCGUGCGCAAUUGUCAUCAUGGCGUACCGAGUAACCAGUGUCCACACACUAAGGAGGAGAAUAAAUACAAAUGUCCUUCAGCUGAGGACAUUAAGUACAAAAUGACGCGUGUAUCCAUAGAUGCAGUAGAUGUGUAUUUAAUUGAGAGUGGCACAGCGUUGCAUGCGUGGGUAUCUCCCAUACGCUUGGCCAACUGCAACUUGCAUGGGCAACGUGUUAAGUCUGGCAUCUCCGGUUUACUACCAUCCAUACUCUUACGUCUCUUCAUGCAUAAUGGCAGUUCUUAUUCAAAUCUUACCAACUCCUACAACACCAACACCACGGGCAGCAAUCGUUCGGGCAAAAUGCGUCGUUCCGAACAGGAUUCCAUAAAGUCGGAGUCACAAGCUCAACAACAACAACAUAUUGGCAAGCCGAAACGCAGCUCGAAUUCGUUUUCGCAACGACGCGAUUCGCGCGAAGAAAAUAACAGGAAAUUGCGCGACAGUUUCUCGGAGACUAAACGUGCAUAUGAGACGGAGUUUUUCGAGAAUUGGGUCGAGGUUGGCUGCACUUCAUUGGGACCGAUACUGCUAGAGGGUGCGUCUGCGUUGCCCAUCCCCGAUCACAAGCUACAUAUCGUGCAGCAUAACUUUUUGCGCGAGCAUGAUGCUAAGUACAAGCGGUUAUGGUUUUUGUGGUCUACAAACAAUAGUAAUACUGCGCCUGCGCCACCACCUUCAACAGGCACGGAGAUCUCACGCUGCGGCUGCAUAGGCGGUUGCGCAUUCUUCGGCAGCAAUCGUAAUGGCUUGAAAUUUUUCAAACCCUCCGCACAGGAUAUACAGGACAACUACAACAUAGCACGUUAUUACAUAAUCAACAACAACAAGGAUUAUGGCUUUGGUGAGAGUAUACUACAUCAAGGUCAACUGGUGUUCCAUACGCCACCGUACAGCUUGCAUUCAGUUUCACUGCAUGACAGCAACGACUUCAAUGGCAAAGGUAAACAUUACCGGCCCAGCGUGGAACUGCGUAACGGCAGUCUUAAAAAAUCGGAGUUGAGCAGCAAGGAAGUGGGUGGCAAGCUGAAGAUAGGCAAUGCCAUUGAAAUAUCAGACAUUAGUGGGCGCAAAUCUCGCGAGAGCAUUGGUUCGCCAAAUACGCUGGAGCGUCGCAAUAAGCGUUACUCGUACACCACAAAUAGCAGACAAACUUCUGUCGAGGUGCCAUAUGCGCGUCUUUUGGAUAGUCCGUCGAAGAAAGUGCUGCGUCAGGACUCGAAUGAAUCACAGCUGCAGGUGGCAUACCGACGUGGCUCAGACACAGCGAAAUCGCAAUCGCAGAACAACACAUUACGAGUUUCACCACCGAAAACUAGCAUAUCCGAUUCGCGUCUAACCGGCGAAGCAGAUGUGGAGGAUGAGUUGGAGAUACCCGAUGAAAUGUCACACUCAGCACCACAUUCGCAUCCGCUUGAGUAUGAAAUCGCCGAUUUGCCAAUGCAGUCACAGCAGUACAGCGAAACACCGCACGCCAACGGCGCUGAUCAUUUGACGCGCGAAGUGCAGCGCACGAUAUCGCUGACCUCGGAGAAUCCCUCCGAGAUGUUCUUCUCCGCUGAGGAGGAUAUAUCGAAUAUGAUGUCGCAAGGUGGUUCCAUCAAAAAUCGCAAUGGUUCGAUAGUUUUCUCUGGCAAGAAACGCUUUUCAUCCGAUCUGAGCAUUGGUGCGCAAAAUGAAAAUGCCGGCCUCACGCUCUCCACUUACCGCAGCGAUUUGGAAAUACACGCGCCGGAAUGCAAAACACUGCCGAAGCGUCCACAAAGCACCACAGAAUUGAACGAAGACGUGAGACGUAUUCAUGGUCUUGCCACACCAAUCAGAAAACUAUCAAAUAUUUCAUCAAGACCUGAGUAUCGACAUUUUAUUCAUGAUGUGGACUCUCGUGGCUCUUCUUCCGGCACACCAUCACUGUCAUCUAACUCUUUCAUCUCGGCCAUGUCCUCGCAGGAGGAUGUCGCGCUCGUCAACUUACACCAACAAGUGAAUCGUCCCAUCAUCGACUCACCAUUACUGAUGGCGAGCUAUUUGAAUCAUUUGUCGCAAGUGAAGUGUUUCAACUGGACUGCGUGCUCAUUUCCAUCCGGUCCGGACGUAUUUUCGACGCCCAUGUUUCACGAAAACGAAGAUGGCGGUCUAACCUAUAUUGGCAGUAAAAUGUUGCCACACUUCGAUUUGUAUGCUUGCUGGCGUGAGAUCAAAGUGGUGCCACGCUAUGAGAAUGCCACCGGCAGCAAUAGUUCGGCCACAUUUAUGGGCGGUCCAAAGUCGCAUCCGUGGGAUCCCAGUGUGCUGUUGAAGGAGGAGGAGAGUGAGAAGACGACAAAUGGUUUCGACGAUGGUGAAUUUAUGAGCCUACAAGCGGAGGGUGCAGCCUGCACUUCGGUGGUGGCACGUCUCAAAGGACAGGUUAAUGUCUUUCUAACGCCCCUCAUGCUUGAGGGCUUGCAGCGCAUGGUGGAAGCCAGCAUACCUACCAUCUCUUCACUGCAUUUGCUCUCGGUCGUCAAUCACAUACAUGCCUCGUGUAUUGCAAAGGUGCAGAAUGACAAUAUACUCAAGCGGGAUCAAAGUUUGAGUUACUGGUCACAGGUGCAUUCGAAUUCCAAGCGUUCAACAACGGAACGUAAUCUACAGGGUCCGGGUGACUCAUUUCUCAGUGAUGUCUACGAAGAGAGCAUAUCGACAAAGACGCAGGGGCUAAUUGUAUUACCCAAGGUCAGUAUCACUAUGCUGCAAUCUUCCAUAAUUGAAGAGGUAAUCUCGGUCGCAGCCUUGGAUAAUGUACAGGAUCUCAGUUGCGUCUCAUUGCUCACAUUCUACAUUGAAGGCGUGUCGACGAAAUUCCACUUGGGCAAAACGACACGCGCCUCCAUGCAUAACGUUUACAUACAACAAACCGUGCAAUCGGGCAAUAGUCAGAAGAAGGGUGGCAUUAUGAAGGGCACACGCGCACUCUUGGCGCAUUUGUCCUCACAAACACGUCCCGACAACAUACAGGGUGAGCCAAUACUUAUUGAAACGUCCGAAAAACAGCUGGAGGAAUUGGUAAUAACACUCGAUGUGGGUCGUGCGCAUGUACAAUUGCGUCGACUCAAAACCGAAUCGAGUUGUGGUCAAGAGUCGCCAAUAAUUGUGACUGCCAUACCGGAACACAAGAGUAAAGUGUUAUUUGAGCUGCUUAAGAUGCCCGAAAGUACGGGCGGCAUUGAAGGUAUUGGUUACAUAAUGUUUGAAUGCGGUCUAGAGGGUGUCGGCGUGAAGAUUGUGAAGCGUUCACAUUUCGAAAAGUCCGAGAACACUAAAGAAGAUCUCGCCGAGAUUGCGGAGAGCGCCACCGAGGCGGCUGGCAUUGCGCGUGGCGUAAAUAUAAGUGAUUUUGUGGGCAGUGCGAAUGCCGAUGUCGGUGCGACAUCGAAAGCCGAGGCAGCUUGGCGCUUGAUCACUAAAAAACCACCAACACCGAAAACGCCAAAGGAGAAAUUCCAAACAGCUUUGGAAAAUAUAAUUGUGCAUGAGCGUACAAAUAGCAUGAGCGAGGGACGUAAACCCAACACAAAGCCACAAGCUGAGGAAGACGCGGAAAAGUCUAAAAAUGGUGGUAAGGACGCUUUCGAAAAGAAAACGCCAAAUGUGAAGGAAACGGAGAAAAAUUCUUCUUGUGUAAUUGAGUUGAAAUCGGUUUGGUUCAAUUUCGCUGCGCCGCCUUGCGUACCAAUCACAAGGAAAAUUGAUUUAACGCGACUUGAUUGGAAUCUCUUGAGUACCGCUUCACCAGCUAUCACCGCCUGGAUGAAUCCCAGCAACCGUUUGGCUAUAAAGAUUGUGUCGCUUAUGCGUGCUUUGCAUACGCGUCAAACAGCCAUCGCCGCGUGUUUAAUGGCGGAUGCGCUGGAUAAUGAGAAAAUAAAGCGCAGUCCGAAAAUUAAGAAGAGUCGCUAUGCCAACAAUUACACGCUGCUAUCGAAAACUUUACAAGAGGAUCCCAGCUGCCAACUCUGUUACAUAAUGCAAAAACUGGUGUUGGACGAGGGUGUGCAGAGGGUUGAGCAAAUCUUCAAACAAAGCGAUGUACCACAUUUGAAUACCUUGCGACAGGGCGUCAUUGUGUUGAGCCGUCAAUGGAAGAAUACGCUCUAUAAUCCCAUACUUUUCGAACAUCAAUACAAGAAUAAAUUGGCGCGUCCGAUAAAUGUGACAUUCUCGUUUCCGCAACAGGAGGAGGAAUGCGACGAUGCGGAAUGUGAAGGUGAAGCCGAUAUGGGUGUCUAUGCGGGAGUCGUCGAUAAUCCCGAAGAGAGUGAGAAUGCUUUAUUACUUGGGCAAACACAGCAUCAUCGAAAUCAUAUUGAUAACUCACAGUUUGGCAUGGGCUUUGCCAAUGAGGCGUCGCUGCAUGGCGCCGCACAACGAUCGAACUCCGCUUCGCCGAACAUACAUACGUCGCGAAAAGGCAAAGCGCUUAGUAAGGGUUCGAAUAUUUCACAUGGCAAUUCAUCUCGUUCCAGCAUACAAAUGCUGCCGAUAAUCUCUGGUUUGGUGGAAAAACAGGUGCCGGAAUUCGAGUAUGGUGCAUUGCAGGAGGGUUCAUUGAGUUCUAGCAAUUCGGUAAAUAAAUUUUGGCUCGGUCCGGAAAAUCAAAAGGAGGACCUGUACUUUUGGAUGGCCAAACAGCAGGAGAAUAAGAAGAGAGAGAAUUCGGUUGAGCGCGAAAUUAUACGGCCGGCACCGGUGAAAUUACCGGGCGCCGUACAAACACGCGGCGGCAUUUUGCAGGACUCAAUAAAACUGCUCGAUGCGCAUUUGAUUUUCGAACCAUUGCUCACAUGCUUGGGUGUAAUGCCGCAGCAGAUGGUCAAUAAAUUCGCCAAUGCGGACAUUUCAUCCUUGGAGAAUUUCGGCACCAAUCUCUCACUCAUUGGCACUUUUGACUCCAUACGCGUUGAUAUUGUCGUUAGCGAGGCUGGUGACAAGAAGAAUAAAUCGGCCAAAAUGAAUAAGAAGACAAAUGGCGCUGGACGGCAGUCGAUCAUGUUGGAUACACCUUUGUUUUUGUGCGAACGUGUGGGUGUUGAGUUGGAGGUGUUGAAGAAAUCCGAUGGUAUGGUGGAUCAAGCGCGUCAAAAUGUUAUUUAUAUGUCGCGGCGUCAGUUGAAGAAGCAUACCAGCACCGUUAUCAAUUUGAGUCUUAAUAUACGUUAUAUUUCACAACAGGUCAAUAUGCCACUCCUACGUCUACUACAUCAAAUUACAAACAUGUAUCAGAAUGUGAAGGAAGCGCAAAAUGAGUUCCAUCAGCAGCCGGAUUUGAUUAGAAAAUCGCAUGCCAAGGAUGAAUGUAGUUUAGCCUCCGAACCCAAUGAUAUUGUCGGCUUUGGUUCAGUAUCGGAUCGUUUUGCGCAUACUGAGAACUCCUCCGAUGAGCGUUAUGACAAAUUCAAUGAAAUGAUAUCAAUGACACAUCCCAUUGGCGGCAGGGUGCGUCCAAGUGGCAUUGGCCCGUUAAUUCAAUUGACACCCUCACCAAAUGCGCGGAAUCGGCCCUCAAGCUUUGCGCAGAAAUUACGCUCAACUGGCAAAUCGGUUAAAGGCAAGCUAGGCUAUACAAAUUUAAAUGAGACCAGUUCCUCGCCCUUGCGCGACAGUCCCACCACUUCUGUGAGUGAACAGCACAUGUUCAAAUUGUCGCUGGAAUCCAAAGCAUCGCUUAAUGGAGUGUGCGCCACCAGCGUUAGCGGUGACUAUAAUACAAUUACCAAAAACGGCUUUGAUGGCAUACAACCGCUGCUACAAACGCCCAACUGCUGGAAAACUAUUUACAAUUUGCUUGAAUUGUAUGGCACAAUGCCAGAAACGAAGACUGUGCAGCGCAGUUCCAUGUCCAAUGAGGUGCACGAUGCCGCCAAAUAUGGUGUGAAGAAAACGCCUGUGGGCGGUUUUAUGCGGCAGGAUACACGAAAUGAUGAUGACGAUGUCACGAUCGCUCCAACACCUCUGCCACAACAUCGUGAGCUUGUCGAGACAUUAUCUCAAGAAAAGACGCGAUUGGUGGUGUUCGCGGUUGCGAAAAUCCACAAGACACGCUUAAUGGCGACAUUAAGCGGCUUAAAACUGGAAGCUGAAAUCACCACCUUGAACGGCAGCGCAACGUGGCGUAAGAAAGCGCGUCCCGUCUCACUGGAAUGCUCAAUUACUGGACAAGUAGGCCGUACCAUGAUCGUGCUUUUAGAGGGUGUUGCACCAAAUCAACAAACUGUCGUAAAAGUAACUGUGGGCAAAUGUCAAACGCUCUACUCCAGCUUGACUAAACGCGGCAAAGACAAGAAUAGCGGUUUGCUCUCCAUUGGGCCGGUAAAUAUUGAAAUACCGCAACAUCCCGUCGCUUUGCAUGGUAUGAUGACGCGCAGCUCCAAGCAGCUCAGCUCAACAUUGCAAGAGUUACGCGUCGGCCGCAAUUCUGGACGUUCGGCUUCGCGUGCACACAACCCCGAUGAGCCCGAGUCGCCAUAUCAUUCGCGCAGCGCCGGCAAAAGCGUCGAUGCCAAAGAGAAGACGCACUCCCAGCAAUCCAACAAGAAACCGGCACCAACACACAAGUUGCCAGCGCAGCAGAAUGGGCUACUCCAACCGUUGGUUAUGCAAUUCAAUAUACUGUUACACAGUUUGUCCAUAAAUGCAGCACUGCUGCCGUCGUUGCAAGCUCAGUAUCGCAUGAAUUGUGUUAGUUCGACGGGUGUAACAGGCAAUCGUGCGAAGUUCGUUAUCGAUCUGCCGACACACACGCUCAGCUUCAACACGAAGAUACAGGUGCGGAAUGAGAUGAACUUGCCGUCGGAGGCCUGCAUCGCGCUGCCACCCGUGCAUGUUAGCGCCGAAUAUAUACCGGAGCACCGACAAGAGGAGACCGAGCGCGUUGAGGGCAUUGUCUUGAGACGCGGUGGCUAUGUGAAUGCCUCAGCCGAGAUUGGUGAAUUCGAGCGUUGCUUAACCACAGAUCUGCUAAACCAUCUGGUAUUUGUGCAGAAGGUUUUCAUGCGUGAAAUAAAUGAAGUGUUGCAAAAGGUCUAUGGCGGCGAGAAACCUGUGCCGCUUUGGUCCGAAGACAGUGGCGAUACCGCCAGCGUACAGGAGUCAUCUCUAAAGCGUAUACUCUUCUCCAUCAAUAUUUCAAUGAAACGCAUACAGUUGACAGCUACAACACCCUGCUCAUCAGCUGUACGCUUCGAGACCGGUACGCUGGAACUGCAUUUGUCCAAUCGUGUAAAGAAUCUGGGCGAAGGCAACGAUCGUAAAAUGUUUGGCAAGGCGCAUAUCGAUUUUAAUCUCUCACUUGGCCAAAUUAUACGCAAUGUUAUCUUCGAUGAAGCCGAACCGGAGUUCCAACAAUAUGCUUUCUUCCACACAACAAUCGCUUUGCGCAAUGCCUUCCAGGAUGAGUUGCUCAAUGAGGACAAAGAGCUGGUGCUGCUGAAGCUCAAGCGGCCACUGCUUUACAUACAACCAAUUGCCGUGGACAAGGCCAUACUGGUUUGGUUGAACUACAAGAACGCCUACGAAUACUGGGCUGAGAAGCGCGCAAAUUUGAAUUACGAUAGCUCACAGGCUUUCGACCGUGUGGCCUUCGGGCAGAUCAGCAACAUUGCCGCAUCCAACUUGUCAACAUUAUUCUUGCAGCUAACUGUGGAGGAUAUGGGCAUAUGCGUCCCACUAAACCAACCCGCUAACCCUUGGAGCACACGCGCUUACCAUGACUUCGAAAGCAAAGGUGCAGUUGUCAUUACCCUGGAGAAUACCAUAAUAUCGGCGUGCAACUCUGGUUCGUUGGUCUCCAAAGGCAAAUUUCAAGGACUGUGUCUGCGCUUUGCCGACGACUUUGAAACCACACUUGAUGAUUGGAAACCAAAUGUGAAUGAGCCCAUAAUGAAUGUAUGUGUCGUCUCGGAGGGUACCUAUGAGGUUUGCUCGCGUACCACUGCUGCUAAAAAGAUGGAAAAUGCUAAGUGGUUGCUGAAUGUGAAAUGGCAAAUGGAAGGUGUCGAUAUACAUCUCGAUAUAAAUAUUGGCAAGCAACUUUCCUCACUCGGUCACACGCUAACCAUGCUGACCGGAUUUGAGGAGGAAGAGACCAACAUGGAAUCACCGGAUAGUGAUGAGGGUGAUCAUAGUUGCCGUGAUACCUAUGUGCGCCGACGUGAAUUUGACAAUCUGCCAUCGUUCGUGUUCGAUCCGACCAUCGAUUCGAAGAAGCGUUCAUUCAUGAUGGAAAAGGAGAUGGCGGAGCAACUAAAAAUCAUCAACGACUUGCGUACAUUGGGUGCUUCACAUAAUACAGUUGCGCAUGAGGAGCGUCGCUUGCAAGAGUUACAAGCGAUUUGUUACAAAUAUUUCCGACGCGAUAUGAUACAGAAAUGGAAGCGUCCAUCACUGCGACGACCGAUGAAAACUUCCAGCCGUUCUUAUUCGUUCAUAGGCGCUUCAGCGAAUCGUGAACCCACAGAUGAUACACUUAUGCCCGGCCCCUAUACGGGUCGUCGUUUAGAUCCGAUUGCUUCGAAUGAUGAGAUAUCCAGUUUACAGAGCACGCCGGUCUCUGGUCACUCGCGCAGUGCUUCGUUAAAAACUUGUCCGGCCAAUCGGGUGACCUUCUCCGAAUCGAUGCGUCAGACCUCGCUGCCCAAUGCGGACACGGACAGUGAAGAUAUUGAUUGGCGCACACAGGAAGGCCACGGCGAAUCGACACCGAGUGAAAUGGAUAUUGACGGCACUUCGGUGGAAAUGCGUAAAAAACAUGGCUACCAACAGAAACAACAAGAACCCAAUAUCGACUUUGAGCUCGACAUAAAGGUGCUUGUCAAUUCGGGCAAGUGUGUGCUGCAUACCAAAGAAACUACCGAAGACCGCAUGCAGACGAGUGGCUCAACCACCGCAAAGACUCACAAGCGUGAACGCAGUCUCGGCAACGAUUGGGGCAGUCCGACGCCAUCGCGGCGUCAACGUGAUAAGAGCAAAUUGCGCUACAACACAUCGAGCAAUGCAAUGCUAUCCGAUCUCACAAUUUUCCACAUUCCCGGCUUGGAUGUCAAACUGCACUAUCAGUCACGCACAGUGACCGAUUUUACAGAGAAUACACGCAGCAUGAGCAACGAUAGCCAUCAUUCAACGACACGCCGUUUGGGCAACAAAAGAGCUUCACUCUUCGCCUGGAUGACGCUGCAAAGCAUACCGGAGGAGACAAUUAUUUCGCCACACAUUUUGGAAUUCCUCGAACAGACUUUGGAGCCAAUACCAACAAAGGCGCCGGACAUUAGUGGUGCGCAAACACCUUCAGCAAAUCCAGUUAACUUGGACAUUCUACCCACGAACUAUGUCACAUAUGCGUCGUUCCCCGUGGAUGUUAUUGUAUACUUUCACAUGCAACCAUCCACCUUCCGCUUCUCCUGCUUGCCCGUGUCGCGUGUGGAAUGCAUGUUGCAGUUACCCAGUUUGGACAUUGUCUUCAGUUCUAAACGUUCGAGCGAUGAGGAGCCGCCCGGCCAACAAGAACAUAAUCUGGACAAAUCAACAGCGGAAAAGGAUAAAAAGCCCACAGGCGGUUUGAGUGUGACCGGCUGCUUGGCGGAUUUCAAUGUCUACAUCUUUCAUCCAUAUGGCGGCAAGAAGAGCAAUGUCAAAGAGGCGCAGUUCUCACCCCUCUCGGAUAGCGAACGGAAAGAUUCGUUGAGCAUAAAUGUGGAGUUCGUGAAGUUCCAAUUGACACGCUGUCGCAAGAUUUACGUUGAACCCGCUGUUAUGAGCAAACGUUCUGUGGAUCAGUCGCGCGCAGUCAUACGCUUUUCUACUAUUGUUGAUAUCGGCAGUGCUUCCUUCAAGUAUGACAUGCGUCGCUUAACCGAAAUUUUGGCUUUCCCCAAGGCUUGGUACCGACGCCGCAUAGUACGACGACUCUUCCUCGGCGAUUUGAGUAUGCAACACAUGGCCGGCACAGAGCCUGCCACACCCACUGGCACACCAUCUACACCCAAGGAAGCCUGCAAGACGCCCGGUUACGAAUGUGCGAAGUCACCGGCUGAGGCAUUUUAUGGAAAAGAUAAAAUGCGUUUGGACUUCGACUCGCAAUCGUCAACACCACAACAGGCACCACAUUCUGGUGCUGUACGCAAGCUACGCACCUUAGGUAAGUCCUCCAGUGCGGAAUCGUCAAGCACACCACCGUCGGAGAAGAACCAGAUUACCGCCUGGGAAACGCUCGUGCUAUUCGCGGUGAAUUUCACCAAAUUGAAUGUACAAAUGAAUAUGGGCAAUGUGAUGGGUAAUGUGGUGUGGUUAACCAAAGACUUCCAGUCGGAUGGCAGACUCUCUAUUGGCAGUACUGGCUAUAAAAAUAUGUACAUUGGCAUAUAUCUGGGCGGCUCAUCGUUGGACGCCAAAGGUGGCAUAGUCGGUGGUAGCUUUGAAGUGAAUAAAAUCAAUACGCGUUUCCAUAUUAAGGAAGAAUCCGGUGUGGAGCCUUACCACACCAUACGUUUGAGUUUUAUGGCUUUGGAGCUACGACUCGACUAUAUGGGCACAUCGGUAUUAAUGAUGCGCAUCAGUUCGUUUUCGGCUGCAAUGAAGGACGAAUGGAAGACAUCCAUAAAUGCGUUGUCCACAACCGACUAUGGCGGCAGUGUGAUAACUGUAGGCGGUCACACCACCAAGCCGCGUGCUAUAAUCUUCAUACAUGGCGACUUAUCAUGGGAUCAGCUGCAAAUAAUGAUUUCGAAAUCGACCACAGCUGAUUUGCUUAAGAUGUACUACAAGCUGGAAGAGUUCUUCACUCAGCAAUUCAAGUCGUCGAAACGCGUGUUCUCCAGUCUCGAGCCGCGUCUGCAUGAGCGUAAUGCCAGCAUGAAACGUCGACAAAAUCGCGACAAAAAGAAGGCGACCACUAAUGGCACCGUCGAUAGCUCAGCCGUUAAUGCGGCUGACAUCAGCAACACAGAUGCACGCCAUCAUCGACAUUGGCAGAAGCCCUUGGAACAGGCCAUCGGUCUAGUGGUACCCACAUUGGUGACACGCUUACCACGCAACGGCAAUGUGCUUGGCGGCACUGUGGAGCUACAUGGCAAUAACAUCUCAUUGGCCUGCUUCCAUGGCUUGAACUUCAAGUCGAAAUCGUGGGCACUGUUUAGUUUGAAAUCACCCUCCAUCAAUUUCGCCACCGAAGCGCAUCAGGCACAUGAUACACAUGACGUAUUCGUAACGCAGACGCUCACAUCUUGUCUGGGACAGACAACUGAGGUGCAACAGCAAAACCACUCCAUGGCCAUAGUCAGCAGAAUUUCACGUAACAUCAUCUUCCCGCCACAAUUCAAAACGCUCAACGAGUGGUUCCACUAUGCGUUUGCUAACAGUGAAAUUGAUUCUGUGGAUCGUUUUCCGAUACUGGAGCGUGAUCGUGAGAUUGCUUCCAACUCCAUAGAGCGCACGCGUGCUGCAGGCGCCAGCGCUAGCAGCACCUCAAAGACGCAGGAGCACAAUCACAAUCGCGAGGUGAUAUUUGCAUUGCCCAGCUUACAACUGAAUUUCAAGACUGAACACAGACAAGGCGCGUCCACACCGGAACCGACUGAAACCAAGCCAGAGGUGCUCUGCAGCUUCAUAACCGAAUUUGAUGAUCAUAUCUUCGUGACUGUCGAUGCUGACGCAUUCUUCUUCCUGCACGACUUGAUAACAUCGUACGUUAAGGAGAAGGAACGAGUGCAGAUCGGUGGACAAUCGGUGCGCGCUGCCUCGCCAAACCUCUCACAGAACCUGAAGAGUCAAUUGAAACCCUAUGUAACCGACGAAAUACUCAAAGAUGCAAACAAAGCAUUAUCGUCUUCCGCGAGCAAUAAUUCCUCUACUAACGCCGUUACAAUCAGCAAUACAUCCAUCAACGCUUCGAGCACUACCUUGGACCAGAGCAGCAGCAGCUUGAAUGCCAACAGCAACAGCAAGACGAAUAUCGCGGCUGCUUUUAGUGUGGAUAAGAAAGACACAAGCACGCUUGCGUCGCCAACGCCAUCAAGUUCAGCAGCAGCUGCAGCCAAUACCUUGAGCUCACCCACUGGCAGCAAUGUUGGCGCUACCGCGUCCUCAACGCUAAAUGGCGCCGCAGUAAAUGGCAAUUCUAUAGAUCUGGAGUCUUUUGUGCGCGAUUGGCGGCACUUUGAAUGCCAGACUUGGCAUCUGGAACCGACGGUGCGACUGCUUUCGUGGGCUGGCAAAUCCAUUGAGCCCUAUGGCAUUGAUUACAUAUUGAAUAAGCUCGGUUUCGCGCACGCGCGCACCACCAUACCGAAGUGGCUGCAGCGCGGCUUUAUGGAUCCGCUGGACAAGGUGCAAGCGCUCAUGAUGCUGCAACUGCUGACAAUGGUGCGCGAAAAUAAAGUGGAGAAUUCGCCAAAAUCGAAAUCGUCGAACUAAUUUAUUCUUAACUUAAAUAUAAUUAAUUGCAAUUUAGGCAUUGUUUAUAGCGAAAUAGUAGGUUAUGUUUGAAUGAAUGGACUUGUAAUGUUGUAGCAAGAUUUGUGGUAUAAUAAUCGCUCUUUUAUUGUUUGGUGUGUUGCAUUUUUGACAGCGCUUUGCUGGCUCUGUUCUACCUUUACGUGAUUGCGUAAAUUAUGCAAUAUUCGAAGUAUUAUUGAAAGUGUAAUAUUUUUCUUGAUAAUUUUCGCAUAUUCAUUAUUUUGUUGAAAGUUGGUAGCACGUUAAGCGAAUUGUUGAUUAUUUUUUCUAAAACUGGAAUGUGAACGUAAAAAUUUUAAUGCAAUUAUAACUUAUUGCCAAUAAAAAUAUAUAUAUGUCAUUAAAGAAAAAGCAAAUACCUGCUCAAACAUGUGGCAACUACACAUGUGCAGGGCAUUUCAAUAAAUAAAUUAUUCAAAAAUCGAAA
Messenger RNA from Zeugodacus cucurbitae (melon fly), 16436 nucleotides. It is a transcript of the gene tweek, whose product is annotated as bridge-like lipid transfer protein family member 1. The transcript has 38 exons. Gene Ontology annotation, biological process: synaptic vesicle endocytosis. The record is from RefSeq and is a predicted model, not a curated record. Bases 566 to 15967 code for a protein of 5133 amino acids. NCBI's taxonomy places the organism in Eukaryota, Metazoa, Arthropoda, Insecta, Diptera, Tephritidae.